Molecule: messenger RNA, 822 nt
Organism: Melospiza melodia melodia
Lineage: Eukaryota; Metazoa; Chordata; Aves; Passeriformes; Passerellidae
Exons: 3
Coding region: 4-666 (220 amino acids)
Biological process (GO): immune response
Cellular component (GO): membrane
Molecular function (GO): tumor necrosis factor receptor binding
Source: RefSeq, a predicted model, not a curated record
UUCAUGAGUAUAAAAUCCUGUCCAUGUCCCGCCGUGGCAACACGGACCCCGGGAAUCCUGGCAGUGCCUUCCUCAGCCCUGGUGCUGCUUGCAUCCUCAUCCUCCCCUCCAGCUGGACCAAUGUCGGGCAUCAUGGAGCCACCAGCCAUGCUGGAGGAUGAGAGUGCUCCAGAGAACAGGAGAUCCAAGUACCUGAAGGUGGCUUUUCAUGCUCUCAUUUUUGUGUUGAUUAUUAUCUCAACCCUGGUCCCCAUCGGCUUCUGUUUGCUCUAUCAGCAGGCACCGGGGGCCUGCUGGGCACAUGGACAUUUGAACGAGUCUUCUUCACAAGACCGAACAGUUUUGAUCUGGGAGUGGAAAUUACAGCACUGCAAGGGGAUUGUGCAGGGCCAAGGGGAGUACCUCAUCAUCCAGGAGAGUGGCAGAUACUUCAUCUAUGCUCAGCUCUUCCGCAAGGAGCCCCAUAAGGCGCCUUUUUCAGUGAUGCUUUACGAAAAUAAAACAUCAACCCCGCUCAACAAUGCUGUGGGGGCUGUGAAUGGCACAGUCCACUUUGCAAGGCCCUUCCUCCUGAAGAAGGGAGACAAACUGUACUGUAAGAAAAACAAGGAGGACUACCACAAUCUGCUGGAGACUCAGACUUAUUGGGGCCUGUUUAAAAUGUAGCAGGACUGCUCCGAGUCAGCUCCUCCCUUAUUUCCUCCAGGAAACCUCAGGUCGUGGAUGAGGAAUCUGGAAUGUCUCUUUGGGUGAAAUUCAGCUUGCUGGAGUAAGCUCGUGUCCUGCAGUGACAGUGAACAGCAAACUUUGGUGGUGAUGGAU